UUACAAAAAAAGUAUAUCAAUAAACAUUUGUAAAUCAUAUGUCAAAUAUGUGUAAAACCAAUCUUUCUCAAUUUGACGCGCCUUAAUUUUUCAUUCUCAAUUAAUUAUUAAAUCUAAUUUACUGAUUUUCCUCAGAAUAUCCCAGAAAUGACUCUCUUCCUCUCCCUUCGCCUAGUCGAGAAGAAACUCAUCAUCUAUAUGCUAAUUGGUUUGAAGGCGAUGCGAAUGUGAUUAUUGAUAAGAUCCUGUGGGUUGAUACUAGGGACAGUCGAAUGGGGGCUAUUUUCAUGAGGUCAUUUGGUAUUUUGAUAGUUAUCCGAGAUUUAGUGCGCGAUUUGUAGGUCAGCGUAGCAAUAUGGUAGCCCACUUGGUGGCUCGUAAGACCCUUUCUUUGUACCCAACUAUGAGUCGUUUGUUUGAUUUUCAGGUCUGGCUGAACUCCAGGAUGUAACUAUCUUUUAUUUGAAUCAACUAGCGUGGAGCCCUGACCAGUUGGCCGGAGGAGGUAAGUUAUGAAAUUUGAGAAUGUAAUGGGGUGUAUAGUUUAUUGUUGUAUAAGUUUUUUUUUUUGGAAACAUGUGAUAGUGAAUUUUAGAAAUAAAAGGCAUGAAUGAUGCAAUCAAAAAUUAGUCUUAUGAACCAAGUUCGAGUACCUAUUACUUUGUGAAACAAUAUUAUUUCUGGUAAUAUGAGCAGGUGGAGUAAGUUUAUAGAAACCGAAUUCUAGAAAACCGAAUAAAAAAUCGCCUAUCCCUCCAUUCUUCGAGAAAUGAGCAUCUCACAAUCUUUGUUAGCUUUUACUCGGCCCGUUGGCCGAUUAAUUUUCUUUAUAAAACUUUCAUCUUGUCGUCAAAGUUAUUAAUUCGAAUUAAACAAUCCAUUCAUCAACUCACGAAAAGGGCUAAAUAGUUAACCUACAAUCCAACUCGAUUAGCCUAGUUUUUCUAAUUUGAAACAUAUAUUAUGAUAUUAUUUUAUAUCUUAGUAGCUAAAAUAUAAUGUAUUUUAAAGUUAUUAAAUGGUUCAACCUCGACCAACCUGAAUCGUCCAAUUUUUAUUAUUUCAAAUAUAUAUUAUGCAAUUAUUUGAUAUCAUGCAUUAUGAUUAAAUUAUAGUGUAUUUUAUAGGGAAGCGUUUGGUAUGUGUUAGUAAAAAAAUAAACAGAAAGAUGCAUUUGGUUAUUUUUACAUUAAAGCAAUCCUAAAUAUUUUCAGCUUCCUUUUGACUUUCUAUGAUUUUGUUCCAGAAGCAGUGAUGUGCAAAUGAAGAAUUGUAGUUUUCUCUUUCUUUCACUAUUUUUUAUUUUCAACUAGAAAGUUUAAAAGUAAAGAAUAAUUGGAGUUAAUUAGCAUAGGGUCGGUCAAACAGGCUGAAUUUCAAGUUUUGGCCCGUUUUGAUCAAGUCUAAUUUAUAAUUACAUGGUUCCCUGACACUCGAUAAAAAUUUUAAUCCAAACCAGUUCGGUAGCUGAGUCUGUGUUUACCACUAUUUUCUAGAAAUACAGAAACGACGGUUCCUAUCUCAAUUCGUGUUGUUCGUUCAUGAUUUCUUUAGAUUUUAUCAUGCCAUGGCAAAACCAGAAAGAACAAUGAAUCCACUGAACCCAGAAUAGCCGGGUAGGAGGGUGGAAAUCGCAAACACAGCGGAUGGAUCUCUUGACCCAAUCUCCUUCACGCUUCCCCGACGAGAUCUGCUCGUCGAUGGGAGCGAAGCAAAGACAGAGGGGUAUGGAAAUAGCUUCCGAUCGGGCUAAGAAGUGGAGGAAUCGUCACCAAAACGGGAAGAAGCACGCACUUCAUAUGAAAUUGACCGUGAAGAACCGGAAUCGGUGUAGAAGGUCGGUACAGGCGGUGAGUUUGUUGAAAAUCACUUGUCGAUCCGCAACUGGCUUGCAGAUAAGAAGGAUAGAUGCGGCAGGGGAGUGGGCGAUCAGUCCGUCCUUAGGUAACUAGGUUGUGGAGCGAGAGCGCAAGAGCACCUAUUUCAGAAAAACUUAAAGUUGAAAGCGUGAUGAGAGCGUCAUUAUUACAUUAUAUAUAAUUAUUUUAUAUUAAUAUAAUUUACAAUUACUAUACAAAAUAUCAUUCAUUUUGUUUAUAUUAACAAUAUAUAAACAAUAAAAUAUUAAUGGAUAAAGGUUUAAUAAUAUGAAAAGGGUAUAUUUUCACAAUAUUGCAUUUAGAUUGUAUUAAUCCUUCAUUCCAUUUUUUCCAGUCAUAAAAUUUAACAAUUUGGAAUUCGAGUAAAAUCUAAAUUAAAGUCCAAGAUUAUUAGUAAAUAGUCUUUGGGCUUUCCAUCCCCAGUACUUCUACAAGUCUAUAGUUACGUUGAUGUAAAAACAGAAAAGACAAUAAUAUCCAGCAACCAGAAGCAUCGAGACGGUGGAUGAUUCUCCUCAAUUCAAAGGUGCCGGCUCUUCCUGUUCGGCGUCGACUACUGGUCGUCAUAUCUCUCCAACUCCGGAACUCCUUGUUUCCUCUAGAACGAAGUAUCUCUAUAAUCCCAGAGCUCUAUCUCACUACUCGUUAGUAGUUCUUUCAUUUUUAGCUCGACCGACCUCAAUUAAUCGGCAAUAUCCUUCAUCCAUUUAGAGCCGAUGGUUGCAGUGUUCUUGCUUCUCAUUGAGUCUACUCUUAUUUCAUCCAUUCACCCAAUUAAUGGGUCAAAGUUUCUUUUCAAACUCUACGCAAAAGGGUAGUUUUAAUCGGAUCUGCGUUCUCCCACAACAAAUCCGCGCUCCGGCCAAAAUCAAUUCUCGAAUUGUAUACGACUUGCCAGAAAUUCGCAUUUUUGCGGAUUGGAGCGUGAACGUGGGCUUGGAACCCACGAAUUGUGUAUCUUAAGUCUGGCCGAACAUAUGCUUGUGGCUGAAACCUAUUCUCUUUUUGUGGGCCGCAACAAUCACUGGCCCGUUCAAGUUUGCGCGUGUACGGUAAGUUGGCCCGUUCCAUAGAGGAAAGAGAAAAAAAUUAGCUCUACCUAUUCUACCCUUACUACAAAUGCUCUAGGAGCAGCCAAUUUGAAAUGGGGAAAGGGUUUUUUCCUUGCUGCUAUUAUAUUAUGCGUAGAUAAGAUAGAUAGAAAUUUAAAUUUAAGUAUUAAAAUACAACUAAAAUAAUUAAAAUAUGAAAAUCAAAGUAUCAAAACCAAAUAAGUACUUAUGGAAAAUACAGUGACCAACUAAUCGUCGAAAAAGUCAUAUGAUUUUAUGAUUUUAGGUUCAUGUAUGUUUUUAAUUUAAAAAGAUACAACAAAUAUACUUAGUGUGAUUGGUUAUGAUCCUUACUUUUUUUUAAAGUGACCAUGGUUCAAAUCCCAAUACAUGUUUUUUUAUGAAUAAAUAAAUAAUAAAUAAGUAAUUGUGAAGACGAAAAUUUCUUCCUACAUUCACUCUCAUUGCAGGAAAUUUGAAAUGGAGCAACAAUUUUUCUCUUUGUGCUAUUAUAUUACUAGCUUAUAUCCCGGCCCGUUGGCCGAAAUGUUCAUAUUUUAAUAUUUAUAUUUUUAUGUUAUGCUUAAGUCUAUUAAUUCGUUUAAGUUUAUUGAAAAUCAUUCAAUCGAGAUGCUACAUAAAGAAUGAAUAUAUAGGUCGAAAAUUCAGGAAAAUACCCUCCUCAUUUAAAAAUGUAAAAAAUGUAUCAUUAAUCCCAUUUUCAUAAUAAUAAUUGAGCCCCCGUUAAAAUGAUAUUGGUUAAUAGAUUGUCCAGAAAUAUAUAAUAUAAAAGCUCAUUGGAAUUCCCACACGAUCCAUAGAUAGUUUGAAACUGAAAUGAAACCUCACAAUCCCACAUAAAUGGUUCAAAGCUCUCUUCUAUGAAUAACAUGCCACUAAUAAAAAAUAAAUGGAUUU
Linum trigynum is the source of this 3850-nucleotide messenger RNA. Lineage: Eukaryota; Viridiplantae; Streptophyta; Magnoliopsida; Malpighiales; Linaceae. The record is from the annotation of a GenBank genome assembly.